Molecule: messenger RNA, 5715 nt
Organism: Nakaseomyces glabratus
Lineage: Eukaryota; Fungi; Ascomycota; Saccharomycetes; Saccharomycetales; Saccharomycetaceae
Gene: MOT1
Product: DNA-binding ATPase
Molecular function (GO): ATP-dependent chromatin remodeler activity; TBP-class protein binding; DNA binding
Source: RefSeq, a predicted model, not a curated record
AUGACAUCAAAAGUAUCUAGACUGGAUAGGCAAGUCAUAUUGCUGGAGACAGGAUCUACACAAACAAUCAGAAAUGUGGCUGCAGAUCAACUAGGAGAACUAGCAAAGCAACAUCCUGAAGAUAUCCUGUCUCUCUUAAGCCGGGUAUACCCUUUUCUAAGUUCUAAGAAAUGGGAAACCAGAGUUACAGCAGCUAGAGCUAUGGGCGGUAUCUUGAGCAAUGCCUCCGUGUGGGAUCCUAAUGAAGGGGAGGUGAAGGAAGAAGAAGAAUCACAUAUGAACUCUGAGAUAAAGAAGGAAAAUCAGAAUAAUGAUCAUGCGGAAAUGGAAAACACAGUUAUUAAAGAGGAACCAGACCAAGAUAACGGAGUAUCAGUACCGAACCACACUAAUAAUGACAAUAAUAUUGAAACUGUGAAUGCCAAAGUGAAAUUAGAGCAAGACAUACAACUAAAAUUAGAAGAACUGAUAAAAGAAGAUAGUAGUUUAUUGGAUGAUAAUAAGAAUGCUGAUAACUGUUUAACAUUAUCAAACUGGCAUUUAAAUGAAUUAUUCAAAUCUGGAAAAGUUUUCCUUGCAUCGAGUAUAAAUGAUUAUGAUGAUAAAAAAGUAGCAUCUAAUUCACCGUCUACACUAAGUUCGGAUAUCGAAGAUGCAUCUAUGAAGAAGGAAAAUGAUGCUGAAAAUCAUUGUAGUAAAUCUUCAAAUAUUGAAGGAGGCAAUAGUAGUAAAAAAUCAGCAAGAAUGCUUGCAAUGGCAAAGAGGAAAAAGAAGAUGCAAAAAUCCAAGACUACUACCACUAUGGAGGUCAAUUUGUCAGAAAGCUCAUUAUCGAAGAAAUUGAUGGAUGAUCCUUCUGCAGUAAAAUCGGAUGCGGUUAAAAUGGAAAACCCAAAACUAGCUAUUACUGACCAAGCAGAUCCCAACGCCAUAAUGGUGGAAGCGGUUGUACCUAAAAUUCUAGAGAAGCAUGAAAAGGUCGCAGGACUUGUGUGGCAAUUUCAAGGAGUAUUUGAAUUGUUGUUACAAAAUUUGAUGCAUGACAACUGGGAAGUAAGACAUGGUGCCACUUUAGGCUUAAGAGAACUUAUGAAAAAGCAUGCUUAUGGUAUUAAUAGGAUAAAAGGGAAGACUCGGAAGGAAAAUAAUGAUAGAAACUAUCAGGGCCUCGAGGAUCUAGCUACCAGACUGUUGACCAUCUUUGCUCUUGAUAGAUUUGGUGAUUACAUAUAUGAUACAGUAGUUGCACCGGUUAGAGAAUCUGCUGCCCAGAUAUUGGCUGCCCUAUUGAUCAACUUACCUGAUGAUCUAGCGCUGAAAGUAUAUAUGAAGUUGGAAGACCUUGUUUUUCAGAACCCCGAAGUUACAGGACUUCCGAAUAAAAUAUGGGAAGCUACUCAUGGUGGACUGUUAGGUAUAAGAUAUUUUGUUAGCAUUAAACAAGAAUUUCUGAUAGAGCAAAAUCUUCUAGACAAAGUUGUUCAAACCGUGCUCUAUGGUCUGAAUCAAAAUGAUGAUGACGUCAAAUCAGUUGCAGCUUCGAUACUGACACCUAUUACAGCUGAAUUUGUCAAGUUAGAUACAGAUACUCUCGAUAUUGUGCUGACAACAAUCUGGAAUUCUUUAAUUCAUUUAGAUGACGAUUUGGCCUCCAGUGUGGGUUCUGUUAUGGAUUUACUAGCAAACUUAUGUCAAUAUAAAGAGGUUCUAGAUGUUUUGAAACAUAAAGCCACUGAACAGCCGUUAGAAUGGUCAUUCAAGUCUCUAGUGCCCAAAUUAUAUCCCUUUUUGAGGCAUUCGAUUUCUUCUGUGAGAAAAUCUGUUCUCAAUCUGUUACAGUCAUUUUUGAGUAUCAAAGACGAAUCGACAAAACAUUGGUUGAAUGGAAAGGUAUUUAGAUUAGUUUUCCAGAAUAUUCUAUUUGAACAGAAUCCAGAUAUCUUAAACCUGUCUUAUGAAGUCUAUACUUCUUUGCUCACUCAUUAUCAAUUAAAACACACUGAAAAGACAUUAGACCAUGCAUUUUGCAAACAUCUGCAACCAUUACUUCAUCUGUUGAAUACACCAAUUGGUGAAAAGGGUAAGAAUUAUAGUAUGGAAUCUCAUUACAUUUUAAAGCCUUCACCACGUUAUCAACUUCACCCUGAGAAAAAAAGAAGUAUAUCGGAAGCCAACAAUGCUUCGGAUAUUCCUAACCCAAGACCAAAUGAAAACAUCAACAUUGAUAUUCCUAUGAUUAAUGGUGACGUGACAUUAUUAGGUGAACAGAAGAUAAUGAAUACUAGAGUUCUUGCAGCAAAAGCUUUCGGUUUUACUCUCGCAAUGUUCCAGGAAGCAACAGUGCAAUCAUUCUUCGCCAACGUGCUUGUGCGUUGUUUAGACUUACCUUAUGCAACACCAAGAAUGCUAACUGCUAUUAUCGUUAACCGGUUCUGUAAGUUUUGGGUUGAUCGUCAUGAUGACGUACCAGAGGUUCCAAAAUUUGUAUCAGAGAUUUUUGGCGCCACUAUGAAUGAGCAGUUGAAUAAUCCAUCAAAGCUACCUGUAUUCAGGGAACUAAUUCCAAGUUUGAAGGCUCUACGUACUAGUUGUCAAAAUCUAUUUGCAACAUUUGUGGAUGUGGGUAUGCUCCCACAACAUAAGUUACCUAGUGUUGCUAUAGUGGUCCAGGGUGAAUCCGAAGCAGGACCUGAGGCUUUUGGUCUCGAAACUGCUGAAAAGGUAUAUCAUGACUACUAUGACAAAAUGUAUAAAAACCUUGGUAAUUCGUACAAGUUGUUAGCCAAGAAGCCAUUGGAAGAUGCAAAGCAUAGGGUCAAGCAAUCCAUUGAAUCUGCAAAGGAAUCAAAACAAAAAAGAAUAUGCUCAAUAUUGUCAAACUAUGCAUCAUCUGUGCUUAUGUUCUCUGAACUACCUCCAAAAUUAAACCCUAUAAUCAGAUCCUUAAUGGACUCAGUCAAAGAGGAACCUAACGAGGCCCUUCAGAAGAUGUCUUGUGAAUCUGUUAUUUAUUUAAUUCAUGAACUACUUAAAUGUAAUAAGGCACCAGUGGCAAAUAAGAUUGUGAAGAAUCUAUGUGGUUUCUUGUGUGUGGAUACUUCAGAAGUUCCUGACUUCCAACAAAAUCUAAGCUACCAAGAUAGGCUGUACACUUUUAUCAAAGAGCCAGAUGCAUUUGUUAUUAAUGAGAAUGUUGAAUUAAUGAAGGUAGCAGAGGAGGCAAGACUGAAACGUAAAGGUGGUAUAUACGCAAUGGGUACAUUGCUGGAAAUCUGUGGUUCUUCUGCAUUAGAUGAUAUCCCACAGUUAAAGAAAGUGUUUUUGGAGCCAUUAGAAAAUAUAAGUGAUGUUUCUUCAAUUGAUGUUAUCAAAGGUCAAGCAGUCACUGAUUAUUUCGGUAUAGUUAGAGUAUUAUUUCCUUAUAUGGAUCAGUCUUUGCAGGAGUCUGUUGUUAUUGCUAAAUUUCCGAGAAUGUUGGACUUUUUAAAGUGCCCAUACUCUGUCAUAAGGUAUUCAGUAGCCCGUACUUUUGCCGACUUAGCAAAGUAUAAACCAAUAAAGGUCAUGCCAUUUCUAAUAAAAAAUGUACUACCUAUGAUAAAUGAUGCCGGUUCAUUGUUCAAUAGGCAAGGUGCUACAGAAUUAAUAUUUCAUUUAUCUGUGUCUAUGGAAGCAGAUAUUCUACCAUAUGUUAUCUUCUUGAUCGUGCCGCUACUGGGUAGAAUGAGUGACCCUAAUGAAGAUAUAAGAAAUCUGGCAACAACUACAUUUGCAUCCAUUAUUAAGAUUGUUCCAUUAGAAGAAGGUAUUAAAGACCCUGAAGGGAUGCCGGAAGAGUUAAUGAAGGGGCGUGAAAGAGAAAGAGAUUUUAUAAAACAAAUGAUGGACCCAUCCAAGGCAAAACCUUUCAAGUUGCCAGUUGCGAUAAAGGCAACCUUAAGAAAAUAUCAACAAGACGGUAUUAAUUGGUUAGCAUUUCUCAAUAAGUAUCAUUUACAUGGUAUCCUUUGCGAUGAUAUGGGUUUGGGUAAAACUCUUCAGACUAUUUGCAUUAUUGCCUCAGAUCAGUAUCUAAGACAAGAAGAAUAUAAGUUAAGUGGAAACAUCGAGUGUCGACCUCUGCCUUCGCUUAUUGUCUGCCCACCAUCGUUAACGGGUCAUUGGGAGAAUGAAUUUGAACAGUAUUCACCAUUUUUGAAAAUUGUGGUGUAUGCCGGUGGACCGUCGGUUAGGCAACCUUUAAGGAAGCAACUAAGUUCUGCAGAUAUUAUUAUAACUUCCUAUGAUGUGGCUAGAAAUGACCUGGACACUAUUUCUUCUUAUGAUUACAAUUAUUGUGUUUUGGAUGAAGGCCAUUUAAUCAAAAAUGCUCAAUCCAAGCUGGCCAAAGCUGUGAAACUAAUAAAGGCCAACCAUAGACUAAUACUAACAGGUACCCCUAUCCAGAAUAAUGUUGUAGAGCUUUGGUCGUUAUUCGAUUUCUUGAUGCCAGGAUUUUUAGGUACCGAAAAAUCUUUCCAAGAGCGUUUUGCGAAGCCUAUCGCAGCAUCAAGAAAUAGUAAGACGUCAUCAAAAGAGCAAGAAGCAGGAGCUUUGGCUUUGGAAGCGUUGCACAAACAAGUCUUGCCAUUUAUGUUGAGACGUCUUAAGGAGGAUGUUUUGUCUGAUUUACCACCAAAGAUUAUACAAGAUUACUACUGUGAAUUGAGUGAUCUACAAAAGCAGCUUUACGAAGAUUUUGCUAAGAAACAGAAAAAUGUUGUAGAAAAGGACAUCCAAAAUACUGCAGAUGUAGAUAGCAAACAACACAUAUUUCAGGCCUUACAGUAUAUGAGAAAGCUGUGUAAUCAUCCUGCACUUGUCUUAUCUAAUGAUCAUCCUCAAUUAAAGCAAAUACAAAACUAUCUGAAACAAACGGGGUGCGAUUUGCAUGAUAUAAGAAAUGCGCCGAAACUAACUGCUCUCAGAACGUUGUUAUUCGAAUGUGGUAUUGGUGAAGCUGAUAUGGACAAAAAGGUAACUGGCGAGCAACUAUUGACGGGAAGUGUUAUAUCUCAGCAUAGAGCUUUGAUUUUCUGUCAACUGAAGGACAUGUUAGAUAUGAUUGAAAAUGAUCUUUUUAAGAGAUAUAUGCCCUCUGUGUCUUAUAUGAGGUUAGAUGGUAGUGUCGAUCCUAGGGACAGGCAAAAGGUUGUUAGGAAAUUCAAUGAAGACCCUUCCAUUGACUGCCUAUUAUUGACGACUAAAGUAGGUGGGUUGGGUUUGAACCUAACUGGUGCCGAUACUGUUAUAUUUGUUGAGCAUGAUUGGAAUCCAAUGAAUGACUUACAAGCUAUGGAUAGAGCUCAUAGACUUGGUCAAAAGAAAGUUGUGAAUGUGUAUCGUAUUGUGACGAAAGGUACAUUAGAAGAGAAGAUAAUGGGUCUUCAGAAGUUUAAGAUGAAUAUUGCAUCUACCGUUGUUAAUCAGCAAAAUAGCGGUCUGGCAUCAAUGGAUACACAUCAAUUAUUAGAUUUAUUUGACACAGAUAACGUACCAUCGAAUAAUGCUGGUGAAGUAGCAGAAUCCGGUGAUAAAUUGCCAGAUGAUGUUGCUAAUGAAACAGGUUUAAGUGGGAAAGCUAAGGAAGCCUUGGGUGAUCUUAAGGAACUUUGGGAUCCAUCUCAGUAUGAAGAUGAAUACAAUUUGGAUAAUUUCAUUAAGACAUUAAAAUAA